This is a messenger RNA of Mya arenaria, 19390 nucleotides long. RefSeq names its product E3 ubiquitin-protein ligase rnf213-alpha-like. Gene Ontology annotation, molecular function: ATP hydrolysis activity; ubiquitin-protein transferase activity; ATP binding. The record is from RefSeq and is a predicted model, not a curated record. Bases 147 to 15719 code for a protein of 5190 amino acids. The transcript has 96 exons. NCBI's taxonomy places the organism in Eukaryota, Metazoa, Mollusca, Bivalvia, Myida, Myidae.
UCUACUUCCUAUUUGGGACAAAGAUAUUGUCGUAAGCGCUGGUUAAAUCAUUUACACCGGGCGACCUUGAUGAGAAUACGAACUAUUUGUGUUUAAUAUUUGAUAACAUGAAGUGCAGUUAAAGAUAAAAGAUGGAAAGCUAAACUAUGAAGUGUACGAAGUGUGGCUCAUCACACGAGUCAGAGAAAUGCCCAAAGUGUGAAAACCAGACAGAAGCUCAAACGUGUGAGUUCGUUUGCGAUGGUGUUUUGGAAAAUGGUCAGAAAUGCAAAUCGCCGCUAACAGAGAAUGAUCAAAUAUGCCCUCAUUGCACACAGCCGGUUCAUAGAACACAGCCAUUUGACAAGUCUUGUUCCAAAUGUGGAACUAAAUUGACAAAUGGAAAGGAAUGCACAGUUUGUAUCGAAGCGGAAGAUAAACUAGCUCAACAAUUUGAAAGCGAAGAACAGUUCAACAAUUUGCUAAAAUUUGAAAAUAAACUUUCCGAAGACACAUAUACCGUUCAAGAAUCGAAGUAUGAUAUUUCGGACGAGGAAUAUGAAGAUGCUUUAUCAUCACCUGAAAGUGGAUCCCCACAGGAAUCUGAAGGCAGUGGGGGUUCUUAUAGAACAGCCUGUUUGUAUCCAUCCGAUCUAGACAAUUUAGAAGACUCAGAUUCCGCUGAGUCCGAUGAAACACCCGAUCGUACGGAAGAUACCCAUACAAUCAAAAGCUUCAUAAACCCGAAUGCUGCGGAGAAAAAUGUUGAUGAACUGUCAAUGCAGUUUGAAAAAAUAGAAUUAGGAGAUAUUUCAGGCCAUGAAAAAAAAGAAAUUAAAACGAGAAAGAGAGGACGAAAAGGGAAGCAAGUACCUGCACCCGAACAGCAUAUUGUGAAAAGGCAAAUAACUGAACAAAUAACUGUCGUAUUUCACGUUCUGUUUUCAUCAAAAUUUCUUGGGGAAGAAAACACAAACGGCGCUUUUAUUUGCUUGAAACUGGGUGGGAAAGGCAUGGUGUACAACGAAAUGAUGACAUUUAAGAGGUAUGUAGACAAAAAGUAUGCAGAAUUUGAGUUUCGAAAGGAACUAUUCAGAACAAAAGUGAAAGAUGUAAUUUUCUAUUCAUAUGGGGUCAACAAAGGAGGAGUUUCAAAAGUUGUUGAAGAAGAUUAUUAUUUUGGUAAGAAGAAGGAGCUCCGAUAUAUUGAAUAUAUCGAAGACAUGAACACUGUAGCCGUGUGGCAUCAAUAUGAUGGGGUCGCCACAGUUGAUCCGACAUCGUCAUUGAAAGACAUAUUUUUCAAUAAACGGCAGAAAUCUAGAACAGAGAAGCUUCGUCAACAUGCAUUUAUGUUUGCAAGAGAAUUCUGUCCAUCCUGGUUCAAACAAAUAUGUUCUAAUCAGGAAAUUACCGAGACCUUCCAGGAAUCAUCUGAAAAAAUGAUUUGUCUUAUAAAAGGACUUGACGCGGUGUAUCAGCGAGAUAAUCGCGUUUGGCUAACGCCGAAUGAGUUCACUGGAGACAUAUGCCAAAAACUGUUUGAACCUGCCAUAGAGAAUCUUAGAAGGGAUGCACGGACUCCUGAAGAAUUGUACAGUCAACAAAUCACCGCCCUAGCGAUUAUUGAUGCUUGCAAUAAUGUCAAUGCCGACAUGAAUGCCGAAACCCGAAAAUUCCUUUGCCAGCGUCUCCUUCCGGAUAUUUCAUCAGACGAUAUUCUAAGUGAUUUGACUGAUCUCAUCACUGAAAGAAGUGGAUUUCUACGAAUGCAACUGGUCAAGUUUAUCUUAAAGUUUCCCAAGUAUAAAAAAGACCCUUCGUGGAUGUACCUGUUGCCACUAUUGCAUAUCGGCAGUGGCUAUUGUGCUCCCUAUGAAGAGCCUUCAACAGACAUCACUCACAAAAACGCAAAGCCAAAUUGGUGGGGAACCGUUGAGAUAAACAAAACAGUUCAAUGUUUCAAAGAGGCAAAAGAUGAUUGGCAGAUACCAAUUGACGAGGUUGUAUCAACCUUAAUGCCGUUCUUCAAAAUGGACUACUAUCUGUCGCGAAGUUUCCUAGCUUGUUUGGUCACAUCUGAAAUUCAGAACAUGAUUGGGAAGGAUUUUAUCUCGCUGGAAGCGUGUUGCGCUUCGCUGCAAUACUGGAACUUCCUGAGCAAAUCAGAGUAUACCUUGAGUCAAUCUGUCACUCAAAACGAGCUGGCUUUUUACAAAGGUAUGCAGGAAAUGAGGAUACGUCUAGAAAGGCAAAGAAUGGACAAAAAAGUUUCACUGCCUACAUGGGAAAUGACCUACAAAAUAGCCAUCGAUGGUGUUGACAAGGCAUGCAAUUCAAAAAGUCUUGAAAGUCUCGUGAAUUGGGUGCACAUUUUCUUGACGUCUAUUUCACAGUUUUCUGUGCUUAGCAACGAAAACACAACAGGCACCUUUGAUCCAUCUCAGAGUAUACGUGACAUAGAGCGAAAACUCUUAGCAUGGACUAAACGCAUGUAUUCAGCAGUAAAAAUGACAUCUGCAUCGAUUCCAGAGUACUUAAAGAUGUGUGAUAGCUUCAUAUGUCAAAUUUCGUUGUUCGAAAAUGCAGAGGAAGCCUGGAAUACAGAAAUAAAAAAAGAAAUUUCAAAAGAGAUCAUGACCGUCCGCGGGUACGAGCAUGUGUUGUUGAAAGUGUUUUGCAGCGAUCUAGAAACUUUCAGCAAUGAACUUCAAACGACUUUAACGGAAAUAACAUGCGAAGUCGUUUUGAACGGAUUAGUUGAUGUGAGAAACUUUCAAGCGAUGCAAAUGCAGCUUGUCCAACAGACAUUGUCAGACCAUUUCACAGAACAAUGGCAAGUACGUGUCGGAAAUGAAGAAUCACACAGGACUUUGAAAAUUUUGCAACAUGGACUUGAAUGGCCUGCAAUGAAAUUGUUCUACAGAAGUCUUGGAAAUGGAUCGAGUGGUCUUCUAUCUGGUGAAGAUAACCAUAAACAUCUAUCUGAAUCAAUUGGUGUUCUGAGAGAAGCAUGGAAUGGGCUCUUGUCUGGACACAUCAGACUAAAUAUGCUUGAAAUAAUGUGUUCCAAAAAAGGUACACUUGUUGAAGUCAUUUCUCUCAUCUGUGAGAUGGACAGUGCGUCAGUGGAAGAAACAAUUGAAUUACGAUCGAGAGAAUUGCAAGUGUGCAAACUGCAGAAGGAUCAGAUGAAAAUAUUUGUGCAACAUUGUGAGAACGUAAAAGAGGCCGUUAAUUGUAUCAUUCAACUUCUUAGACAACAAACAGAAGAUUCAUUCUUAGACGAAUUGUGCACAACCCAGACUGUAGACGACAGAACAUCUAGUAAGCAAACUGUGACAUACAUUGGUGUUGAUAAGGAGCUGUUGGAUGUUUUGCCAAAUAUAACAGAACGUUCGAAAAGCAGAAUAUUCGAACACAUGUGGUUUGCAAUGUGUAGUCAAAUCUCCGAGGAGGUGAAGUCUAUUCGGGAAAUAUUGGAACUCCUGUGGAAACCUGUUUCAGAGAGAUAUAUUUACAUAAAGGACUCUAUCGCAUCAGGAAAUGUAGAAUUCUGCGAGUUUGAGCAAUACAUACAACCUCUUCAGAAUGAUAUUGCCAUCAUACAGGAUGAGCUUGUGAUGUGCGGCAUUCCGAAGUCUACAGUUGAUGAAAGAAUUAAACAAUUUUUGGAAAAGAAACAUUUGGAUACCUGCAAUACAGGCGCUGAAAUUCUGAAUGAAAUAAAGCAGCAAAACAAUCUACGUGGAAAUUUCACGGAAAUCGAUGAACUUGUUGCUAAUUUCACAAAUCUGAAAAUGAAAGAAUGGCGAAAACCAAAAGUUCCGGAAUUUCUCGAGCAGAUAGAUGACAAAAAGACACGAUGCCUGAAGGCUUAUGCUGAAUGUUACCAAGCCGUGCAAUGGAUUCGCAACUCGAUGGGAUCAGGAGGAAGAGAUUUGAACGUCUUUGUUGAUCUCGCAAUGAUGUCUGCUGGCGAGGUGCCAAUAAACAUCACAAAAGUUCAGUGUCUCCAUUCGUCAGCCACUGGAUAUGCCCCGCUGUUGUUUCAUAUACAAGAAGACUUUGGUUACGUGGAACUUAUUGAAAAGUGUGAAGAAGUUUGGAAAAACUUAGAUAAAAACCCAAAACUACCGGAGCAAUUGCGGGAUACAAGUCGCGAGCUACUAUGGCUAGAAGAGAUACACAAAACACACGGGGCUGUGGAAACUACAUCACUGAAGCAGGCUGAAAUGAUAAACAAAGAAGGCAAGUACGUCUUGGAGGCCGAUGGAAUGAAGGGCUACUUCCACCAGCUGACAGUCGAAAAGGUGUUAAAACUUAUUGUCCCGAAAAGUGAGGAAACCAAAAAAACGAAGACGUACUCAUAUUCCGAGGUAGAAGACCUUCAAAGCAGACUGAUGCUUGUUAUGGGGAAAUCCGAAGCAGGCAAUAUCGACGUGGAUAAAUUUGUAGACAUUCUGAACAGCCUCGUUCGUCUCGGAAACGUAUUUAUUAAACUAUGCUCUGCCGGAUGUGUCCUUUUCAACGACCUUAAAGCUACAUUCCGUUGCAACGCAAACAAGAAUACCUGCUUGACUAUGCGCUUUGGACAAAAAAGUGAUCUUCCAAUGCUAAGGGGACGCCAAUCUAGUGAAGAUAACUUGGACAAAAUGAUUCCCGCUGUGGCAGAAUACAUGGAAUCUUGCCUAGCGCAUUGGUACAGCUACAUAAAGGAAACGCGGAAGAAGUAUUUUCACCUGAACUUUUUCACCAUUGAUCAACUAGUGAUACUGCAGAAGGAACUUGUGCAAAUAUCAUCUAGCGAAACACCGCUGAUGGCAAUAUAUGACUUAUUGUCGAAUGUGAAAUCUAACUGCUGCCUUGCUGAUUUAGUGAAAGCCAUGGAUCUUGCAAAGAAGGACAUACAGACGAUGGAAAAAGUGAAACAGCGUAACAUGGGAAAAACAGGCGAGACGACUGAAGAAGACGAAAUAGAUUUACAGAGAAGAGAGGAAUUUGUUGAGAAAUUAUUAGCUGCAGAACUGAGUGAAGAUAUUGCAAGACGAUACGUGGAUGAACAAAUAGAUAUAAGAACAUGCGUUGUGGACGACGCGGUAUUCUGGUGCAUGGACAAUCAAAAUGAAGAAGCAGAGAUCACCCCUUCGGCUGAAGAAAUAAAAUUUUCAAAAUGGUGCACCGGCGAAAAAUCUGUGUCAACGUUGUGGAAUGCGAAAAUCGAAACAUAUGAUUCUUCCAGCAAAACUGGUGUCGUGGCCUUGAUUUCCGCCUUGAAGGAGCUAUGGGAUUGCUUCCUGUCUUCAAUCACUGAUUCAACAGGAACCAGUGAUUACCUGAACCUAGAGCAUCUUGGAAUAAUACUCAAGCACUUAGCAGGAAGAGAUGAAGCUGACAUCAGAAGAGAAGUUCCCGCAAACAGCAUGGAAAACGAACCUAAUGUGAUCCUUUGUAAAUCAGAUGAAACCUUAACAACGGCUUUGUCGAUAUACAUGCAUAGUAUUGAACAACCGCUUCCAUCUGCUGACGAGGUUUUGCUAUGUACACAUACAACAAACAAGGAAGAGGUUGAAAUUUUCUUGAGACGAUCAAUGAAUGAGCAGAAAGGGAAAUUGCAUUGUCUAGUCAAUGCAGACCUCCUUGACUUUGAUGUCAGUGAAGCUGCAGGUCACUUUCUGGAGGAGUGCGUACAAGAGAAGAACUAUAAGAGAGACAACGCCUAUAGGCUUUUCAUUAUCUGCCGACGUGACAAUGAAAACAGAUCUCCUCUAGUGUCUUCACUGCAAAAGUACAUUCGAGCUGACAUACCUAUUGAUGAAGUGAAAUUGUCACAGUAUAUACUGUCCAAAUUUUCGCUUAAACAGGGCGCGGAUCAGACAUUUGCAUCAAAUGUAGACGUUGAAAAGUCAAAUGCGAGAGCUGUCCUGUCGCAAAGAGCUGGUGUGGGAAAAAGUUUGUUUGUUAAAAGAGUUGAUGAAAAAUUACGGGCACAUGUUGAAACUCAAAAGCAUGUCGAGUUCAAAAGAGUCACAGUACCACUUCAAGAGAAGAUAGUGGAUUUGGACUAUGUUACACGAAGUCUUAUUAAACAUGCAGCUGGACCAGAGAUAAAGACUGCUCGAUUGUUUCAUAUUGAUAUCUCACAUGAGGUACAAGAGGGAAUUGAUAAUUUGCUGUUCAAUCUUUUAAUUUUGAACUGCCUCAAAGAAGAAUCCGGAUUAGUGUGGAGACGCUCAGAAUCAGAUAUCUAUCUGAUAGAACAUAUGCCAAAAGAGGCAUCUACCGCAAAAAACGACAAGUUGCAAUAUACUGAAGUGAUGUUUCGCAUUUUACCCCAAGUAAUAUGCAGGUCUCCAAAUGAAUGUCUUAGUGAAUGUAAGACUGAUAGCGAAAUAAAAACAGUGCAACUGUUCGAUGAACAGGAAUUUCGAAGUGAUGUGUUCCAGAGGCCGUUCCAAUACCUUAAACAAAUCGACGAAAAAGUAAAAAUGGUGGAUUUCAAUCCCAUAAGCACAGUCGGGACACGCCAGGAAUGUCUACAAAUUUUGCUCAGACACUGUGGAAUUCCUAACCCGUCGUGGGCAGAAUUGCACCACUUUGUGUGGUUUUUAAACACCCAACUAAUUGGCUUUGAGAAUAACGCAUUUGUGAGUGUUGCAGCGGCGGAAGACCUACCAGGAUUUGGUCAAUUUGUUUUAAAGUUUCUGAUUCAGAUGUCGAAGGAUUUUUCGAAUCGUUCACUUAAUAUUGGCGACGAAUCGUCAAAAGAUGACCAAGGACUUAAUUUAGAAACUUAUGAAUUACGAAGGAAAUGGGAAAGCAGUCCGCAUCCAUACUUGUUUUUCAACAGUGAUGGGUUUUCCUUUACUUUUCUUGGAUUUAACAUUGACCCAGUGAAUGGAAAUCUUAUCGACCAACAAACAGGUAUCAUCCUUGAGGAAAGAAUCAUGACAAGGCAAUUGUAUACUGCCCUCGUUCGAAAUCAAGUUGACCUCCGUGAAGACUUCGAUGCCUUAACAAGGGAAAGGAAAAUCGAGAAACUUAUAAAUGUCAUGGGAGGUAAAAGGAAAACAGAUCCCGAUCCAACCUACGAGCUUACCACGGACAAUGUGAAGAAGAUUCUAGCAAUCUUCAUGCGAUUCAAGUGUGACAUACCUGUGAUAGUGAUGGGAGAAACAGGAUGCGGAAAAACUCGGCUCAUCAAGUUCAUGUGCUCUCUUCAAGUUCCAGACGAUCUAGAACUUCAAAAUACAGUUGUAAUGAAGGUGCAUGGGGGUACAACGCAUGCGGAUAUUGCAAAUAAAGUAGAAAAGGCAGACCAACUAGCGAGGAAAAAUGCUAAACAGGAUCAUACUAUUGACACCGUGUUAUUUUUCGACGAGGCAAACACCACUGAAGCAAUUGGACUUUUAAAGGAGAUUAUGUGUGACAGGUCUUUACAUGGCAAACGUCUAGAUCUUUCUCCAAAUCUGAAAAUUGUGGCUGCAUGCAACCCGUACAGAAGGCAUUCGGACAAAAUGAUCGAAAAACUAGAGCAUGCUGGACUUGGCUAUCACGUUCAGGCUGGAGAAACAGCAGAUACUUUCGGACAAAUUCCCUUGCGCCGACUGGUAUACAGGGUGCACCCUCUCCCACAGAGUCUUCGACCCUUAGUAUGGGAUUUUGGACAGCUGACAAUAGAAGUUGAGGAACUCUAUAUUAACCAGAUGGUCAAACGUUACAUCAAAGACGGGCAAUUGCCAUCGAUAUUCAACCUGACAAAUGUGUUGAGCAAGAUUUUGACCGAGUCACAGUUGUAUAUGCGUAAACAGGCAGAUGAAUGCAGCUUUGUUUCCCUACGAGACGUGGAAAGGGUUUUGUUUGUCAUGUCAUGGUUUUACUCGAAAGGCAGUGAGUGUUUGUUUCCAUUUAUGAAUGACCUGAUCGACACGCUAAGCGAAAAUGAAAAUGCUGAUGAACACAUGGAACCCACCCCUCUUACGAGGUCCUUGAUUCUGGCACUUGGUGUGUGUUAUCACGCUUGCUUGAAAUCCCGACAGAAAUAUCGAGAAACUGUUCAGCAACACUUUAGUGCACCAUUUAGUUUAAGAGAAACCGACGGAGCUGAACAGAUUCGCCAAGAAAUAGAGUGUUGUCAAAAUUUGGUUUUGAACAACGUGAACCUUGCAAAAAACAUCGCCCGCAACACUGCCCUGAAAGAAAAUGUCUUUAUGAUGGUUAUCUGUAUUGAACUGAGGAUUCCACUCUUUCUCGUUGGCAAACCGGGAAGUUCAAAAUCGCUUGCAAAGACGAUAGUAGCUGAUGCAAUGCAGGGGAACAGUGCUCAUCACAAUCUUUUCAAGAACCUUAAACAGACGCAGAUGGUGUCUUUUCAAUGUAGUCCACUAGCGACACCAGAUGGCAUUGUUGCUACGUUCAGACAAUGUUCCCAGUUUCAAAAAGACAGAAACUUGUCAGCCUUUGUAUCAACUGUUGUUCUUGACGAGGUAGGACUUGCUGAAGAUAGUCCACGAAUGCCACUCAAGACAUUACAUCCACUUCUGGAAGAUGGUUGUCAAGGGGAUGAAAUUCCUGAGGACUAUAUGAAGGUUGCGUUUAUUGGGCUGUCUAAUUGGUCACUUGAUCCUGCAAAAAUGAAUCGUGGAAUAUUUGUGCAGCGAGAUGUUCCUGAUGAAAAGGAACUGAAUGAGACAGCAAGAGGAAUAUGUGGGUCUUCAAAUGACGAAAUACUUCAACGUAUAAUUGAUCCUCUGAUAGAACCACUUGCGACGUCAUAUCUGCACGUUUUUAACGAAGCGACAGUUGUAUUGCGUGAAUUUUACGGACUGAGAGACUUUUAUAGUUUGAUCAAGAUGCUGUUUGCAUUUAUCGAGCGAUCACGAAAAAACCCCACUUGGUGCGAGUUGGAGCACUGUAUUAAGCGGAAUUUUGGCGGUUUACCGCAAGUUGAUUCAGUCAAACAUUUCAGAGAAAAUCUUCAAGACAAGACAACUGAGACGGUGCUUGAGUCAGACCCUGAUUGCAGCCAUUUGGGCCUUAUUAAUGCGUGCAUUUUCGGCUCAUUUGAGACACACGGUGAGAGCCGGUAUCCGCUUUUAUUGGCUGACAAUCUUGGAGCUGUUUCUCUCAUGCAGCAACAUAUUUUGAGCAACGAAAGAGUUUCGAGACCUAUUAUCAUAUUUGGUAGUAGUUUCAGGGGAGAUCAAGAAUAUACACAGAUUUGCAGAAACAUAAACAAAAUCAAGGUUUGCAUGGAAACUGGCAACACUGUGGUAUUGUUGAAUCUGGAAAACCUUUAUGUGAGUCUUUAUGACGCAUUGAACCAGUACUACGUGUACUUUGGUGGCCAGCGAUUUGUUGACCUUGGAUUAGGAACACACAGAGUCAAAUGCCAGGUUCACCCAGAAUUCAGACUCAUUGUUGUUGCUGAAAAACUCACCGUUUACAAGAAAUUUCCUAUCCCGCUUAUAAACCGGUUGGAAAAGCAUUUUCUUACCAGUGACGGCAUGCUUGAUAAGCAGCAAACUAGAGUUGCUAAAGGGUUAGAGAACUGGGCAAAACGUUACGUGGAGGCUCGGUUUUCCGCUGUGCAAUUAAGAAGGCCCGGUGGCAACGGGGAGUCCAAAAUUGAAGAUGGAUUCAUCAGCUACAACGAAGAUACAUGCUCGGGAAUCAUUUUGCAAAUGUUUCUCGAAAACAAAAAAGCAACUGCAGAAGAAAUAUUAGAGAAGUCAAAGUUAGUUAUCCUUUCAUGUGCAACACCGGAGUGCGUCGUUCGGAACGAGGAAACAGAAGAAACUCUUGCGAAACACUAUUUUGACAGUAAACAACACGAUAGCCUUGUUGGAUUUCUUGACGCCAAAAUAAAAUCCGGACAAAAGUUCCUUGCUCAGAUUACAACGCAUUCGAAGUUGUUAUCCGGAACACACCAUAAAGAGGCAAUAAGUGAGGCAACAGGGAUAAAGCUGGAAAAUAUCUUGUUUAUCGAAGCACUCACGUCUUUGGAGACUGAACAGCAAUUUUCCAGCAGAAUCCAACAACAUUUGCAUAAACAAGGUGAUGCCCCAAGCUUGAUAUUGAUUCAAUGCGCAGCCGGUGACGAAAAUGCCAAUCUCAUUGAUUGUGCUAGAUUUGGUGUCCUUGGUGAGAUGGAAAAAAUGCACGAAAGAUUGCAAACAAAAGGAAACAUCCAUUGCGUUAUAGUUGUGCAGCUUCCAAGAAAAGCCGGAGGAUGCUUUAAAGGAUUUCAGUGCGGUACUUGGGAAUCAGUUCACAUAGAUGAUUUGCAUUCCGAAGACAUAGAAACGCCACAACUUCAUGAAAUGCGAGGCAUAUCUGUGAGUAGCAUAUUCACAGCAUCAACUUUACCAACAACGAGGGACGAUGAAUCGACAUAUGUGAACGAAGAUGUCUACAUCGAUGUUAUAAACAAUUCACCAACUGCACAUGAAGAACGUCGUGGUGACUCAGAGGUCAAAGAAGAAACCAACUCGGAAUCGGAAAGAGAUCAAACACACCUGGUAGAGACAAGCCAUGUUAAUUCGGAAAAAGACGGAUCGGAAACACCACCUAAUAUGGAAAUAACUGAUUUAGGUAGAGGUCUAGUCGAAACAUGCAAACAAGUUCCAAGGAUAAGAGUGAAAGGUAUCGUCGUUCAGUGUGUGCAAUCUGCCGCCGCAAUGGUGAAAGACAUUUCAGACUCUUCUCGCGGCACUAAAAGAGUCGAAGUUUUGCUAAAGAAUAUCAAUAAAUCAUCAGGAUUUGACCAGAAUGACUUUCUUCAUGGUUUGCAAAUGAUCCUCGCAAAACUUCUUACUGAAAAAGAACAGUCAGUUGAAACGGAAAUGAUGGCUAAGGCUUGGAUGUCAAAGGAGGCAGCGGCAACGUCGAAAAUAAAUAAAGCAGGCACAUUAAGGAAUUCUUGCCACCAAGUAAUGUGCGCAAAAGUUACACCGGUUUUUGCUGGCUUGAUUGCCUACUUGGAUACGGACAAAAACUUAGAUAUUAUUGAAUCAAAAGAUACAUGGCGGACACAACUCUGGUUAAAGUUUAUCAACACACCGAGAGCAAUAGAUAUCAAGUUUGAUGACAUUCGAUCAACACAGGAGGAUGGCCAAAUUGCAAUCGGCUCUUCAGGAUACGAGGGACACUUGUUUAGUGCCACAUUUCCAUUUUCAUGGGUAAUAUCUCGGCAUAUCGAUGCCAUGCGACGCAACUUACACUUUAAAAACCUUUCCGGAUGUACAGAUAAUAAAGACAAGACAGUCACGGACUGCAAAGCAUUAACUUUGAAAAGUGGUGUAGGAAAAGCCCUGUAUGGCAUUGAAAUUGAUGACCAAGAUUAUCAAGACAUUGUAGACAGCUAUGUAGAGGACUAUUUGCACACGCUGUACAACAGCGACAAUGAUAUAGAGUUUAAGCUUGUUCUAGAAGUUGUCAGGCAAGAAACAAUGAGAAACAUCGAAGAAACAAAAUCUCGCUCGGAUAUUGUCGGGAGUCUUAUCUGUGCGCACCUUGCCGUUCAAGAAUUGUCUUCGUCAUUGGCUGAUUUUAGAUUGGUCAACUCAAUAUGGCCUGACUGCAGCCCAGCUCUGCAAAAUAUUCGAAAGGAAAAUCCAGACAAUUUUCUAGCCUCAAAAGAAGCGGGCAUUAUCUUUCCCGCGCUUUGUCUUAUGAUCGAGAGUCUAACUCCAAAGCAAGGCGAAGAAGAGAUUGAAUCACGAAAGCAAUGGUUAGAAAGGGUUAACAUUGUUAGACCAGUAAUUGAAAAAGUGUUAAGUUCACCAGAAGUUGGUGCGGAUAUGUGUGGGAGCAGGAUUGUUAUACAGGCAAAGCAUACAUGGAACAGAGUCAUGGUGAUGAAGCUGUUUAUCGAAAAUAUUUGUAUCCCACUUGAUGGCGUCACAGACAGUACAAUCACAUGGAAACGAUGUGGACAACUUUGGACUGUUAUGGGGGACAACCUGGAUUGUACGACACUGCCUUCUUUUGUAAAGGUUGAAAAGUUUUUAACGUUGUGCAACAAGAAAGCUUUUCAAUUCUUCUACGGAACGGAUCUAAAGAAAUGCACAGAAUGCGGAGAUGAGGUUAAAACUCCACCGGUUUUCCUGCCUUGCUCUAAAAACCAUAUUGUCUGCGAGAAAUGUUAUGAGGAAAUUCGAAAUGAGAAACAAAACAAGUGUAGCACUUGCAAAGAAGUGUUUCCAGUCGAUUGGGAACCAACCGACAUUGAACAAAAACGUGAAGAGAAGCGAAAACUCGUUAAUUUUCAGGAAAAAUGCAACUCUUUUCUGAUGGCCGUUAUAUCACAGCUUUGCUUUUCUGAAAACAAAACCCCUUGUCAGGAAAUUAUUGAAAAGCUUUUUGGAUAUAUAACAUGUUCAAAAACAGAGGGGCGAUCGCAUUUUACAAAAGAAAUGACCAUGUUUAAUACAGGGAUUGACAGAAGUCCGGUGUUCCGAUCUUACCUCAUACAGCUACUCGUGAGAUGCAGUGAAGAGGCUGUAACGAAACAUUUACAACAGUUCUUUGAUGGAGCUGUUCAGUGUAUCAAAGACAAUGAAGUUGAAUAUUCACCGGCUGAUAUAAUCGAACUGUGUUUACUCUUCAUACAAUGCAUAGAGGAUUCGCUCAUGCAAAAAGCCUACAUGGAGAAAAACAAAUGUGAAUAUGCAGCUGAAAUUCUGAAUAGCGCUAGAAAGUGUAUAAGCAGCGAUGAAUUGAACGUGGACAUGAUAUACAGCAUUGCCAAAGCUAGAACAGGAUUGCGUAUUGUUGCUGAUUACAUGAAUAGGAUAGUGAAAAACGGCACUAACCCAUCAGUUGUUCCGCAAUCCGAACAAGUUAUGUUUGAUACGGCAAGAUAUUUGUGUAAAGAACAAAAGUCAGGGCAUGCAAGUCAGUUUCUUGUCAAGAAUCUGUGCCGAACAUACGGGCUUGACAUAUAUAUGUCGAUAUGCGGCUCCAAGGCAAAGUUUUUGAAAUGGAUUAAGAUUCACAAGGAAAAGAAAAUGUCGUCAGUGGACCGCUUUGUUGUUUGUGGAAAGGAGUAUAAAGAUAUUCGAAAAUGUAUCUUAAGCUUCCUGCACGGCGAGAGAUGUCUUGAAGAGAUAUGGCGUGACAUCAUGGAAAUAACGUCAAUGUCGAACAUGCGAGAUUUGCUCGUUCAACUGUCCAUAUACAGAGAAGUUACGGGUGUCUGCGUUGAAUAUCCUGCUAAAGAGCGAACACAACAGCUGACAACUUUCAUUGAAAAGGAUUAUACUUCAAAAGUGAAGGAAAGUACCGUGAAGUUGCUGAGGAAUGAAAUACAGCCACUUAUUCUGCGCAGCAGGGCAGAGGACAGUGUCAGAGCCAAAGAUCUAAAAUGUCUGAUCAUACAUUUUUUGCAAAGUCUAGAGAAUGUUCAAUGGGAAGGGACCUUCGUGUUCACAUUCGUUUUACUCUUAAAUGGAGAAAGCAAUAUACAGGAAAUGUUCCUGCCGACGAUGCCACAAGAUGACAGAGAAGACGUCAAACAGGCAAUACAAGCCCUAGAAAAUGAAUAUGAAAACACAACACUGUAUUGUUGUCCAAACGGUCAUCAGUACGCAAUCGGAGAUUGCGGACGGCCUUGGACAGUUGAUAGGUGCAGAGAAUGUGGUGCAGAAAUAGGUGGUACAGGACACGUUCCUCUUCCAGGGAAUAAUGUCGAUGACUUAACGGACCAAACAAAGUCAGGGCAUUUACUUGGGCCAUGGGAAAGUAGGGGACCACCUGUCCCUGAAAGGAAGCUGACCGUUACAACAUUGUCAAUUACUCGGAUCUUUCUUCAUAUGGCUCUUUUAGGAGGAGCUGGACGCAACAAAAGGACUAUAUGUGGUAUUUUCAAACCGGAAAUUGAUCCUGAAACUGUCGAGGACUUUUUAUGGAAGCACAUUCAGAAGGAUUUUGAUGACUUGCAGCAAUCAACAAAGCUUAGUUUUGAUGAUACCGUGCUUUUGAUGCAUUCGUUUAUCAGUUCAAUGGUGAACAACAAAAGUGUCGAAUCUGCAGCGUUUGCACCCAACAGGGCACUACUAACGAACAAGAAUGAUCGACAGGCGUGGGAAGUACUUUUCACGAGAGUAGCUUUAGAUGACACCUUAAAGAAUGUGAACGAGAUCCUCGGAAAUUUAAACAAAGAAGUUGCAGCUGAUGAUCCAUUUCACUGCAUCAUUCACGACAUUGAUAGGACGAAGGGAACGGACGAGCCGACUAAAAUUGCUGAAACAUCUAAAACAUGGCGCUACAGAACACCAGUUUCAAUAGAACAUCUUCAACAAGACCUAGAACAGAAGAAAAUCGCAGAUAAAUUGUCACUGAAGAUCUUGAGCGAAUUUCUACAAGAGGACCAUGCACUACAAGCCUUACGAUUUGUGCCAAAUAUAAUGAAACUACACCGAAUUCUUCUCCAAAAAUACAAUAUGAAACUGGACAGAUCGGCAGCAAAACGAUGUACAGUACGGAACAUGAAAACAGAUAAAGUAGCCGGUACAGAUACAGAAACACUUCUUAGGGAUUUUUCUGAUGCAUGGGAGAUAACCAGGCACUAUCUGCAAAAACACGUGUGUAACACAGAAGACCAAAGGCAAAUUGUUCAAAAGGAGUUCUGUAUGAAGCCCAUCACAGAUGACACGCCUUUAUCAUUCUUUCUUCCGGCAACACAUGGUCAGGGACUCUGCUCCUAUGCGCUUAUCGACUUCUUGUUACGAAAGCAAAACUCCUUUCUUGACGAAUGUGGACUCGGAAAAAGGAAAAGCGUGAAACCAACUGGUUUGACAACUGCACAUUUGAUCAGCUAUGACCACGAAAAUGAUAUCAUUCCAUUGAUAAUUGCCAAUUGCCAAAGCACAUUCGUAAUUGGACAGGAAAACCGAAUUGAAUACGACUUCGAAGGGUUGCAGAGGCAGCUUGUAGACCAGUAUCUGAUAUCGAAGUCCAAUGUAGACAUCAAAUCCCACUUGAAGAUCGAUACGAUGCAAUAUGUAACAGAAGUAACAAGAGCGGAUGCGUUUAAGUCUUUGCAGGAGAAAAUACAGCAAGUUGAAUUAGGUGAGGAACACAAGCAUUCUAUUAUCCAAGAAUUGCAAGAUUUACCGGACCUGUGCAAUUCGAUAGAUCAGCUCGUCGUGACUAUAAACUUCCUUCGAACAUUGGGUGGAGAUGCGAACAUAUUUUUGAAUAUGUUUAUGACAAAGACGCUCCUUUUAGAAAAGACUGCCUUGUGUAGCCAAAAGGCAAGACAAGUUUGCACACUCGGACACGUAAGAUCUCUGUGGCUGCUAUUUUCUCUACGAAAGUCGAUGCUGAUGGUAGAUCGCCAUUUUCAACAUGAUGUGGUGUUUGAGCAUAUCGAUGAUAAAUUCCAUCAGCCGAUACCGGACAACGUGAAAAAAGAGUUCGAAGUUUAUGUAAGGGGGCUUCCGGAAGAUAUGCAUGCGCAGUUUGUGUCGUUUGUACAUGAGUGUCUAUUACUACAUAUUGCCACCUCAGACGUAGGUCGCCGGGAUGAUCCGGAUUAUGUUGACACAUCUGGGACAAGUCUCAGAGAUACAUUAACGAACUACAAUGACGAAAACCCCGAUGUUCCAUUUAAUGAGGUCUUGGGAAACCUUCCAAAUGGACUCUUGCAAGUGCACACUGUUUACGCUUGGAUCGCAGCCUAUAUUGAGCUCACUCAAAAGAUGUAUAUGACACGAAGACACGAUCAAAGGUUCUGAAAUGCAGCGUAAGACAUUUUCAAAGUGCUAUUUCAUUCCACAGCAUAAAGUAUGCACGUGUUCACGAGACAACAAUGGUUACAGUUGAACAUUUGUAUAAUAUUUAGGACUUCAUAUAUUGCUUUUGGUUGACCUUUUCAUAUUUGAAUAUUAUGUAAUUGCUAUUGGCUAUUUUGUGGGCGUUAUUAUCUGAUUUGUUUUGUAUUUUCAUAUGAUAUAUGCUUAUUAUUCGCUUUCAUGAUUAUUUGCACUUAUUGUUUUACCAGACAACUAUUUUGAUCACAAUGUAUUUUAGUAUUGAUAGUUUUGGCACAUCUGUUUGAAACUGUAUUGCACUUUUAAUAAUGUGGUAAUUUGUAAAGGGAAGGUUACUGUUGAUCAUUGUGUAGUUAAACAAUUUUGUAGUAUGUGUUUGAUGAAAACUCCUAAUUGAAUUUGUCCGAUGCUAAGACGCGAUUCUUUUUUUUAUUUGUUUGUAUUUUAUCACUUGCAAAUGAAACAUGGUGUACAUGUAUGUGUAGUGUACUCUGUCCCGUGUUUAAUAUAAAAGAUUUUUAAAUACAUGACUUGUAAAUGCUAUCGCGUACUUUGUAGUUCCUGUUUUAUACGUUGUUUUAGCUGUUGAGAAUGUUAUUAUUGACUGAAUUGAAGUUUGGAAAUAAAGACUUAAUAUUGACGUGACUAUAUGUAAGAAUGGACUACUAUAUUUAAUACGUAGUUUACUGUUAUUUUGUUUUUAGGUUAAUAAGUUCUUUUGAAACAAUAGAAUUAGUGCGUCUUAGUGUUGCGAUUUUCCAUAUUAUUACAGUGAAAAUAACAAACUAUAUUAUUGUGGGAAAAUACACAUCUGAUAUUGUAAAAUAUUUGCUAUAACUUGUGAUUGUUAUAGCAUAGUGUUUGUUUGUUGUUGUUUUUUAUUGUGUGUGCGCUUUUCUGUGUCUUCUUUUUUAUGUAUUGAGAAUCGUUGUGUUGUGUUGUUUGACCCUGUAGUUUUUACUGUAUUAUGAAUGUUUAUAUGAUUGUAUGUUUUGUAUAUAUUACUUUUCUGUAUGUAUAUUUUGUAUAUGAAUCCAUUUGUUUUGAGCAUGUUCCUUGAAUACCUUUGAUUCAUUAGCAUGUGAUAUUCGAUUAUUAACACAUACUGUGUGAUAUAAUGACAUUAACAUAGUUGAGCUAGAUUAGAGUGGUGAUGUUUCAAAAAUGAUGCUUUUUAUUGGUUUGUUGGAAGAGCAGACUAGUAUAAUCUUACAUAUAGACCGCCUUUCAUUUUGAUUGACGUUUAUUUAAUGAUGUUACAAAUUAAUUUAUAAUUAUUUUUAAUAUGUUUCAUGUUGAAUUGCUUUUGUUUUCAUUUUGUAACGCUGUACAUACUUGGCUUUAACAUAACCUCAUAAAAUAGUUAAAUGGUAUCUUGAUGGACUGUUAAAAUUGAAACACAAUGCACGUGUAUAAGAUAUGUACAUAGUAUUGUUGAUUUGUUUAUUUAAAGUAUAGGUUUUACUUUGAUUUAUAAUGGAUGCACAAAUUUCGAGAUACAUUCAAAAUCAGGGUUCGUUAUAAUUUUAGAAAAAAGUUGUUACGAUAUAUUUGAAAUAUUUGCAAGAUUUACUAUUCGAUUGUGAAACUGCAACAGAUUUUGUUUUAAAUUGAUAUGGCUUGAAACAUACCUUGAAAAAUAUCCUUCGAAUAAUAUGCAGGCUCUUAUUGCAACACUUGAAGAUCCGUAUCAAUCAAUAGGUUUGGUGUAGGAAAAAUUAGUUCACAUUAAUGUUUGGUCCCUUUGUUGUAUUCAGAAAUCUUUUAUCUUAAAUAUUUUUACAUGAUGUUUACAUAUUUAUCUUGUUAUAUUUAUUGUGUACAUUUUACGUCUUUUAUAAGUUGAUUUUGUUUUAAACUGCAAUUUGUCAGGAUAAAAUGUCAUCUUUUACAUGAAAAACUUGCUUUCUUUUCAAUCGUACUCUGAACAUAAAUUAUGUAGAUUUGCAUUCCAAAUAAAAAGUUUGUGUAAGCUUUAUUUCGUUUCGAGUGCACUUAUAGCGUGUAAUAUGCUUAGAAGGAUUAACUGAGUUUUUACAAUGCAAUGAAAAUUAUUAUGUUAGUGUACGAUCGUGAAGUAUGAAGAGGUCGUUACAACUUUCAUCGCGCUGACCUAAUGUUUUCUUAAAUUGAUGAACUGUAUUUCUAGGGUUUAUGAUUGUGUCUGCAUUAUAUGUUGCUUGUUACAUAUCGGUUAUUAUUAUAUCGUAUGCAUUGGUUGUAGCUGCGUAGUUAUCAAAAAGUAUGUUAUUAUCUUAGACAGAUCAUAUAUUUAUAUUAAAGCUGAUAUGUGACAAAUUUUAUGAUAAAUAAUGAUGAACGAUUGUCAUUUGUAUCCGCGGUUGAAUGUUGUUUAUUAAAAAAACUUCAGUAAGCUUUUUCCUGUUUAGAUAUUCAAAAUUUUACUAAUAUUUAAGGUUUACAAAGCAUAGAUUUUCAUUUUGUAACAUUCGACUUUCGGGACAAUUUGGGAAGAUGUCAUUUUAUAAAUCUACUUUGAGUGUUUUAACAAUUCUUUGUUUCCCUGACAUCUUCGUAUUUGUUUAAAUGUUUGCUUUAUUUAUAUACAUAUUUUAAAAUACGUUACUAAGUUCGUAUCUAAGCCAAUUGGCUCAUUAUAAUUGUGUUGGCUUUCUUUAGUUGUAGUUUUCUUUUUAUGAAAGAUUUUGGCUUCAGUUCAUGUAAGUAAUAUCACACAUGAUUGCUACAGAACUAUCAAAAGCUUCAACAGAUGUGUUUUACAUUUUAUAAUAAUAAAACAAUAGUACUUAUUUUAAACAUCAUGCUAUUAACUGUUCAAAUCAAUUUUAGUUCACAUUCUUUGAAAGAAUGUGCAAAACUUAAGCUAACAUGGAUUACUUUUCUCCCCAGCACUGUUUGAUUUGAUAAAUGUCGAUAUACCUUUGUACUUUGAAUAUUAGACCCAACACGUUCUAGUAAGAAUUUUUGUCUCAUUUGUUUUAGAUAUAAUUUAUUCAUCCACUGCUACUAAUCAAUCUUUUGUUGUGUUUGGUUCACACAGUUACGAAUUAUCGUUUUUCUACUAUAUUUUCUGCAUUGCAUGAAUGUUUUUCACCAAAAUAUGUUUUGAAUGUCAAAUAUAAAAAGUGGCAUCAAGCAUGUUGAUUCGGUAUUUAUAUUUUUAAUGAUGCAUUGUUCUUCUCCGUGAUUAUAUCAACUCAUAUCGAUUUUAAAUAUAUAUGGUACUCUCAAACAUGGUAGUUAUAAAUUUAAAACAAAAAAAGUGUGUCAAUGGUUUUAGAAAAGAGACGUGGAUUGUUUGUGAUAAGAAGAAGUAUAAUUAAGAUCAAACACACCAUUGCAGUGAUAAAUUCAUUGCAUGCUAUGGAUGGUUAUACGUUUCUAAGAAACUGUAUAAGUGUGCUUUAUUAAGCCAUAAUUCUCAUUACUUAUCAUUUAUAUUGUACGACGUAUGACUCUGUAAGAAGUUGUUAUACUUUUAUAGAGCCAUUAUAUGUCCUCAUUUUUUUCAUGCAUUAUUUUGGUGGCAAGCACUUAAUACAUCUUGGAUUUGAUUUUGAUAAUACUUCUUUGCAAUUCGUAAAUAUGCUAAAAUGUCUACAUUUAAAUCUUGGCAUACAUACCAUGUUUGAUGUUUACAAUAAAUCAUUUUA